AUGAAGGGGGCAAGGCUGUUUGUCCUGCUUUCUAGUUUAUGGAGUGCAGGUGUGGGACUUCACAAUACCACACAUACUAGGACUACAACACCUGAGGAGAAAAACUUCCAGAGGAACGGAACCUCAACUUCUUACACCGUGAAUCAAAGUCUCCAAACGCUGCCAACCACUCACAUCAUGACACCUGAGACAACCCAGCCUCCUGAGGAAAGAGCUUCUGAAGACAAUCUCCUAAAAUCAACUUUGCUUCCCACUGAGACUGAAGAACCUCCUGAGUCUAGGAGAAGCCAAACUUUUACCCUCCAAGGGAAGAAAGAAGAGGUGAAGACUCUUGCCCCUCUGAGCAAACCUAGUGCCCAGUUGACACCCAGAGCAGAGUCACUUGUCCUUUCUAAUGCUACGUUGGAAUUCCUUCAGAGUUUUGCCAGAAAGUCAAGUCAACAAGCCAUCUCCCUCAACUCAACCGGAGGCCAGGGAAAUCGAGCCCCACGGGAAACCUACCUCAGCAGAGGAGACAACCCUGGAAGGCAAAGAACCAACUUUCAAAAAUCCAGUUUUGAAACAACUAGAGGAAAGAACUGGUGUGCUUAUGUACACACUCGAUUGUCUCCUACGGUGGUACUGGAUCACCAGGUCACACAUGUUCCAAGUGGAAAAGCACCUUGUGGCUGGCUCAGAGGCUCCUGCCCUCAGAGAUCUCAGGUCUCGAGUCCUGUCUAUAAGAUGCAACAUAAAAUCGUCACCUCAUUGGAAUGGAAGUGCUGCCCGGGUUUCAGUGGUCACAACUGUCAGAUGAAAGCCCAGGAACAGCGUCAGCUGAUACACAGCGCCCAGGCAGAGAGUCAUGCAGCUGUGGACCAGGGGACCAGGGAGGAGAAGCAGCGACAGCAAGACUGCGAUGACUCAGCAGUGACACAAAAAAUUACUGAGCAGCUGAGCCACCAGGCAAUAAAACUGAACCUUCUUCAGAAGAAGAUCGACAAUAUCUCCCUGGCCGUGAGUGAGGUAAAGAACACACACUCUUCCCUGGAAGAAAAAAUCAACGACGACAAAGGCGGGGAAUUUCAAUAUUUUCUGAAAGGUCUAAAAUCCAAAAGUUUUAAUGAUCUAGUAAAGGACAUAGUGAAAGAACAAUUUAAAACUUUUCAAACUGACAUACAAGAGACUGUGGCACAACUCUUCAAGACUGUUUCGCGGGUAUCAGAAGAACUUGAAAGCACAAGGCAAACAAUUCGACAAGUGAAUGAAUCCCUGGUUUCAAUAGAAGUUCAGCAAAAGUCUCUCAUACUGCAAGAAAAUAAACCAAUUUUGACCGACAUACUAGAUUUAAAGAAACAUGUUGUGAAUAUAAGACAAGAAAUGAAUUUUACAUGUGAGAAGCCUAUGAAAGAACUAGAAGCAAAACAGAUGCAUCUAGAAAAUGCUCUAGAACAGGAACAUUUGCAGCGCAUUUUGUAUUAUGAAUCAUUCAAUAAGACACUGUCUGAAGUGAAGGAGGGUUAUGAUCAUCUUUCAUCAACUGAACAAGUGUCAGCUCAGAAGAGCGUUCUGGGAACUGAAUCAGUGGGCAGUGAUGUCUCUGAGGACUUGUCUACUCUACAUGAGAAGAUACAGAGGCAGGACUUAAGGAUGUUACAACUGUUUGAUGAAAUACAGGUCCAAGACAGCAAGAUUAACAACCUCACCAUCUCUUUGGAGAUGAAGAAAGAAUCUGUCAGGAGUGAAUGGGAAAACAAGUUAUCCAAGCACAGAAGUGAUUUGGAAAUGCAAAUUAGGGAAUCAGAAGAAAACAUACAAGUUUUAAACCAAACUUUGGUUGAGGUUGUCUUCCCAAUGGACAAGAAGAUGGAAAAAAUGAAAGAGCAAAUAAAUGAUUUGAUUUAUGAUAUGGAGAUUCUUCAGCCUCUUCUUGAGCAAGGACCAUCUCUUAGACAAAGAAUAACAAACGGGCAAUCAAAAGAAGAUGCAGUUACAAGGAAAAAGUUGGACAAUCUGACUGGUGCUGUGAAUACUUUAAAUUUUCAUCUCAAAGAACUUUCAAAAAACCACAACUUGCUUAGAAGUGAAGUACAGAGUCGCAGUGAUUCCUUAGACAGACGUAUCAAUGACUAUGCCUUAGAAAUGGAAGAUGGUCUGAAUAAAACAAUGACAAUUAUGAAUAACGCUAUUGAUUUCGUUCAAGAUAACUAUGUGUUAAAAGAAACUUUCAGUACAAUACAGACUAAUUCUGGGGUUCAUCAUGAAUGUAACCAAAAUAUGAAAACGAUUUUGACAUUUAUUUCUCAAUUCCAACAUCUGAAUGAUUCCAUUCAGAUUUUGAUCAAUGACAAUCAACGAUACAAUCUCAUCUUGCAACUUGCCAAAGCCCUUGCAGACGUUCCUAAAGAUGAGAAACUAAGUGGGUUCAGUUUUCAAAAGAUUUAUCAACUGUUGAAUGAAACUACUUCCCAGGUGAUAAAAUAUCAGCAAAAUGUGAGUCAUUUGGAGGAAAUAGUACUCUCAGCCACAAAGAAUUCAACUAGGUUUGAAACGAGAUUACAAGACAUUGAGUCCAAAUUGACGAAAGUGCUCAUACCUUAUUAUGUUUCACUUAAAAAAGUCAGUGAGGCUACGAAAGAGAAAGACCAGGCUCUUCAGCUGCAGGUGUUAAGUUCCAGAUUUAAGGCGCUGGAAGCAAAAUCCAUUUACCUUUCAGUUAAUCUCUCUUUGCUUAACAAAACUGUCCAUGAAGCUCUGAUGAUGUGUCAUGAUGCUUCUGCACAGACAUCAGAACUGAAUGCUACCAUCCCUGAGUGGAUAAGAGGCUCCCUACCAGAUAUUCAACUUUUCCAGAAAGAUAUGAGGGAAUUUGUGGAAUCAGUCAUUGAAAUGAAAACUCAAGUUGUUCUAUCUAAUUUAACCUGGUAUGUAAAUCGAUCGUUGUCUAGUGGUCUCGUCAACCCUGUCAAGUUCCAAAAGCAAUUCAAACCGUUCAUGAAGAAACCAAACACGCUUAAGAAAUCAACGGCGAAUCUUACUACCAUCUUAACAGGUCGGACCCAAAGAAACACAAAUGACAUUCAAUUUCCUGUGCUGGAUGAGAAUUCGGACUGCAGCAGGUCCCCGUGUCAGAACGGAGGCACGUGCAUCAACGGGAGAAUCGGCUUCACCUGCGCCUGCCGACAUCCUUUCUCGGGCGAGCAGUGCACAGUCAAGCUGGUGGAGGGCAACGCGCUGGCACCAGAUUUUUCCAAAGGAUCUUACAGAUAUGCACCCAUGGUUGCAUUUUUUGCAUCUCAUACGUAUGGAAUGACGACACCUGGUCCUAUCCUGUUUAAUAAUUUGGAUGUCAAUUAUGGAGCUUCCUACACUCCAAGAACUGGAAAAUUCAGAGUUCCUUAUCUUGGGGUGUAUGUGUUUAAGUAUACCAUUGAGUCAUUCAGCGCUCACGUCUCUGGGUUUUUGGUGGUUGAUGGAGUAGACAAGCUUACAUUUGAGUCUGAGAAUAUUAACAGUGAUACACACUGUGAUCGGGUUUUGACUGGAGAUGCCUUAUUAGAAUUAAAUUACGGGCAGGAAGUGUGGUUGAGACUUGUGAAGGGAACAAUUCCAGCCAAAUUCCCCCCUGUUACUACAUUCAGUGGUUAUCUGUUAUAUCGUACAUAAAUUUCUAUGAAAGAGAGAUUACACUUUUGCUGAUAAGCAGGUAGAAUUUUUAUGUAUCUUUGCAUGCACAUCUGCUCUGUUUUAGUUUUUCUAAAUGAGCUUAGAACCAAUUUUUUUAAAUCUGAAUAAGACAUAAAUUUCAUUAAAUCAUUUGACAUCUUUUAGACAGCCUGAAGAAGAAGAAACUCUCUAUUCUAAAACUGGAACAGACAAGUUGCAUUUGUUAGCAGACUCCUUCCUAUUUUUCUUUAUUUAAUAUUAUUAUUUCAAUAUAAAGUGAAUAUUAUUUUAUAAUCACACAAUGUUGGCAGUUUGCUAUAAUAUUUCCUAUAAAAACUUAUCUUCUU
Molecule: messenger RNA, 3992 nt
Organism: Sorex fumeus (smoky shrew)
Lineage: Eukaryota; Metazoa; Chordata; Mammalia; Eulipotyphla; Soricidae
Gene: MMRN1
Product: multimerin 1
Exons: 8
Coding region: 1-3645 (1214 amino acids)
Molecular function (GO): protein binding; extracellular matrix constituent conferring elasticity; calcium ion binding
Source: RefSeq, a predicted model, not a curated record